Durio zibethinus is the source of this 495-nucleotide messenger RNA. Its product is annotated as RING-H2 finger protein ATL52-like. Gene Ontology annotation, molecular function: transferase activity. Gene Ontology annotation, biological process: protein ubiquitination. The record is from RefSeq and is a predicted model, not a curated record. NCBI's taxonomy places the organism in Eukaryota, Viridiplantae, Streptophyta, Magnoliopsida, Malvales, Malvaceae.
AUGGAUGAAGGUCACCAUGGUUUCCGAUUUAACCCGAUUCUCGUCGGCCUUUUUGGAGUUAUUGCCGGAGCCAUCAUGGUUGCUACUUAUCAUUUAGUUUUCUCUAUUUGCAAUUGCUGUCGCAGGCAGAUGCUGGACACUGCCAAUACCAGGCAAAAUGUUCAACAUAUUCAGCAGGAAAGGCCUAGUGACAGAAACAGGGGUAUUUCAACACCCAGGUUAAUCCCCAUAUUUAAAUACAGCAAAGAUUGCAAUGAAGACAUGUGUGCCAUUUGCUUGGGUGAUUUGAAGGAAGGUGAGCAAAUUCGGGUAUUGCCAGACUGUUUGCACUUUUUCCAUGUGGCAUGUAUUGAUACAUGGCUAAAUUUGCAUUCUAAUUGCCCGCUUUGUCGCGCUGAUACUUCCUCACUUCCAGAGCAGGUGGCCGUGUCUUUGCCGGAUUCUAGCAGAACACCACCCCUGGAACUCAGUAGAUUACCGGAUUUUGGUGUGUAA